Coturnix japonica (Japanese quail) is the source of this 3752-nucleotide messenger RNA. RefSeq names its product ubiquitin like modifier activating enzyme 5 (gene UBA5). Gene Ontology annotation, biological process: protein ufmylation. Gene Ontology annotation, molecular function: UFM1 activating enzyme activity. Gene Ontology annotation, cellular component: cytosol; cytoplasm. The record is from RefSeq and is a predicted model, not a curated record. NCBI's taxonomy places the organism in Eukaryota, Metazoa, Chordata, Aves, Galliformes, Phasianidae.
AGACCGCACGGUCCAUCAAUAAAAGCGGCCUUCCGUCCAGUGCCUCUCGGUGCCGGCUGGCUUCUUCCGAAGGAAAGCGGUCACAGAGCGCCCUUACGGUGCUGCAGGGGGUUGGUGAGGGUGAUCCGUGCUCUCAUCCCCCCCGGAUCCCGUUCGCUGCUCGGCGGGGGCCCAGCCCGCCACAGGAACGCUCGCUGAGGCGGCGGGAGCGGCGGACGGGUCCGGGGCUGUCCCGGAAGCCGCUGCCCAGAGCAGACGUGUCGCUGCCAUGGCGGAGCGGGGCCGGGUGGAGCUGCUGGAGCAACGCGUGCGGGAGCUGGAGCGGGAGCUCGAGGUGGCCCGGGGCGGGCGGGCGGCGGGGCGGACCCGCAUCGAGACCAUGAGCCCGGAGGUGACGGACUCCAACCCCUACAGUCGCUUGAUGGCAUUAAAAAGAAUGGGAAUUGUCAAAGAUUACGAGAAAAUCCGUACUUUCACUGUUGCAAUAGUGGGUGUGGGUGGUGUUGGCAGUGUGACUGCUGAGAUGCUGACAAGAUGUGGCAUUGGUAAGCUUCUUCUGUUUGACUAUGAUAAAGUGGAGCUGGCAAACAUGAACAGACUCUUCUUCCAACCUCAUCAAGCUGGGUUAAGUAAAGUGCAAGCAGCGGAGCAUACACUGAGAAAUAUUAAUCCUGAUGUGCAGUUUGAAGUACACAACUACAACAUCACGACACUGGACAACUUUGAACAUUUCAUGGAUAGAAUAAGUAACGGUGCACUGGAGGAAGGGAAGCCUGUUGAUCUUGUUCUGAGCUGUGUGGACAACUUUGAAGCACGCAUGGCAAUUAAUACGGCCUGCAAUGAGCUUGGACAAAUCUGGAUGGAGUCUGGAGUGAGUGAAAACGCAGUGUCAGGACACAUCCAGCUGAUCAUUCCUGGCGAAUCUGCUUGUUUUGCGUGCGCUCCUCCACUUGUGGUUGCUGCAAAUAUUGAUGAGAAAACAUUAAAACGAGAAGGAGUUUGUGCAGCUAGUCUUCCAACAACCAUGGGUGUUGUGGCUGGAAUUCUCGUACAGAAUGUUCUGAAGUAUCUUUUAAAUUUUGGUACUGUGAGUUACUAUCUUGGCUACAACGCAAUGCAGGAUUUCUUUCCAACAAUGGCUAUGAAGCCAAAUCCACAAUGUAGUGAUCAAAAUUGCAGGAGACAGCAAGAAAAUUAUAAGAUAAAAGAAGCUGCACAACCAAAACAAGAAGAAAGUGAUCAGGAAGAAGAAAUAGUGCAUGAAGACAAUGACUGGGGCAUUGAAUUAGUAUCAGAAACUACAGAAGAUGAGUUGAAGGCUGCUUCUGGUCCAGUACCUGAUCUUCCUGUUGGAAUUACUGUAGCAUAUACAAUCCCAAACAAGGAAGAGAAUGUGACAGCUGAAGAAACAGUGGCUGAGUCUGGAGAAAGCCUGGAAGAUCUCAUGGCCAAAAUGCGGAACUUGUAGCAGAACAAAUACUAAGGACAAGUAUAGAAGUUUGGAUUGACAUUUCGUGUAGACUUCUGUUCCCUCCACUGAAGCUCGUCUUUACAUGUCUAAUGAAAUUGAACUGUUAUAUAGAUGGGAAGUAGACUGACUUAUCCUUGUUUAUAUUUCAUUGUCUUACCAUGGUUAUAACAUGCAGAGUUGCACUACUGUAAGUUUUAAUUUUUCAGCAUUGCUGGGGUCCAGAUAACCAUUGGAAAAUUAGGAGAUAGAUGAACUCAAAAACAGAAAAAGCAUGCAUAACACAUGAUAUACAAUAUCAGGUUAUGAAGAUAUAUCAUGGAACAAAUGGAAGAUGAAAUUUGCUGGCUGGAGUUUAUAGAAUAGGUCAAGGGCAGCUGACAGUGCCUCAUUCAUUACUGCUUCUGAUAUUCCUUGUGCUUGAGCUGGGUUGUUUACUGGAAUCUGUUUAAAGUCUUGGCAUGGAUUAUGUUGUAUGUAUUUUCAGUGAGUAGAUGUAACAUUUCAGCCUUUUUAUCAGCCUUAAAUAUUCCUUGUGUGGAUAUACAGAGAUAUUUAACUUCUGUGUUUUUUCAUUUUCUUACUAUUGCUUGUUCAUAAUUAGUUGCCUAUAUGUGAUAAUGCUUUGAGAAUGAAGACAUAUAGGAGACUUUUAUUAGCAGGUAAUUAGGCUAGCAGGCUGCAUACUGGCAUGUCAUCACUUCAGCAGGUGGAUUCUUUCUAUGGCAAAUUCCGUAAGAAUCAACGGUAACACUGGGAUGCACAGGAGAUUUUCUCCCUCUGAAAAUCAAUCUGUUUUAACUGGUUUCUAAACUAUCCCCAUCAUAUGGGCUAUUUAAUGUACUUAAUCUGUUUGUAUAGGAUGGCUUCUAAAAUGAGAUGCUCUAAAGGCUUCGUGUUGCAGAUAUCUAAGUUGAGUGGCUGAGCUAAGUUGAGUUGUCCUGUAAAUAAUGUUAAGGCAGAGGUAUUUAAAUUAUCAUGUGCUAAACUGACCUGUAAACAUACACAUUAUGUACUGCCAGUACCCUACAAACCUGGAAGUACCAAUUGCAGGUAGUUCAACUAUGGGAGGCUGAUCCAGAACUUCAUUACUGGAUCAGUAAUAACUACUUAGACUUGGCGUAGAAGAAAGUAAAUUGUAGUAUCUCCAGUAAUGCAAACACUUCUAACUUUGGCUAUGAAAAAAUAUAUUUGCAGCACAGUGCAGCUAUGAUAGAAUCUGCCAGUAUGAAUUAGCAGCCAUAUCCGAACAGCAGUUAAAAAGAGUCAUAUUUUGGAGGUGCUUCUGUCUCGUAGGUUUAGCUUGCAUAAAAAGUUGUUUCUGAUUUCAAAGUAAUGAAUGAGAGCUUCAAAAUGUGUUCUCUCCACAGCUGAUAUGAGACUAUUUAUGUUAUUUAUACAAAAAUCACAUUAGAAUUUAGUGAGGGGUUUUUCUUUUUGUGGGGGAGGGGUAUUUUGUUCUGUAAAAUGGAAGAUGAUUUUAGAUUGAGUUCAGUUUUGGAGACAUUUCCUUUUUACAGUGCAUUUCUUAAAGGGAAAUACAGAGACCAUAAAAAAGGUACGUACUUGAAUCAGCGUUAUUAAGUCUAUGUUCGCAUGGUCUACAUGUUAAUUUGCAUUGCGUUCCUUUGUGAGAUACUUUACCUUUCUGUCACUUCUCUGUUGGAACAGUACAAGUGAGGCACACGCGACUCAAGAGAUUGAGUAAAACAGUUCUCUCAUUUCUGCUAGUUUAGUUAAACUGGACUCUUAACCGUUUCCCUGACAGGACUGCUGUCACAUGAUUCACAGCUUUACGGGAGGUGGCUGGUUAGCUGUUGUCGCGCUUUUUGUUUGUGCGCUUUCAGAGUGUGCAAAUGCUUCCGUGUUACUUUCAGAUGCACAAAGGCACAUAAAGGAAGAAUUUGAAGUAGGAGGUAUUUGGAGAAGAUUGGUUGUUUCAAUGGUUAAAAAUAAAAUAAGCAGCAUCAAGACAGAAACAAAAAGCAGCUUUAAGAAUCUUUUUCCAGUUAAGAAGACUUUUACAAGUAUAAUAUAUUCCAACCAUAAAACCUAAUGAAAAAUCUGUUACUACUUUUGCUAUGAAAUAAUAUAUUAAAGAUAUUGCAGUGUUUUAGUCUGUCUUUGUUUGUUGGAAGUCUUAUAAAUGAAGAUCUCUGUUUUUAUUGCAUAUCAUGAAUGUUAAUGAAAUGUUGAUUAUCUGUCCAUACGAUUAAAUCUCCAUUGAAACAGAAGACUAUAAAAGCAUUUAAUAAAUUCCAAAAUUUGGCUUAUACUGCAUCUA